Molecule: messenger RNA, 2685 nt
Organism: Cydia amplana
Lineage: Eukaryota; Metazoa; Arthropoda; Insecta; Lepidoptera; Tortricidae
Product: cytochrome P450 6B7-like
Exons: 5
Coding region: 144-2681 (845 amino acids)
Molecular function (GO): oxidoreductase activity, acting on paired donors, with incorporation or reduction of molecular oxygen; iron ion binding; monooxygenase activity
Source: RefSeq, a predicted model, not a curated record
CGUGAACUUGCUCGAGUGACGCCCAAACGGUCGGACCGAGUGGCCGGCUCAUAACAAGAUCGUAAACAGGAACUUUUAAAUUCUAAAUACGCCGGACGACUAACGUGGUGACUUGUGACCCCGUCGAACGAUUUACAUAAACAAUGAUUCUAUCGGUAACGUUUUUAGUGAUAAUUGUGAUCCUAUAUUUAUUAGUCACAAGAAAACAUAACUACUGGAAAGUAAGAGGAGUAAAGUAUGAAGAGCCGGCGCCUAUGGUCGGCAGCAUAUGGCGAGUGUUUAAACAAAAUGUCAGCUUGUCUCAGUAUCUCGCAGAAUUGUACCAGAAGUAUCCGAAAGAAAAGUUCGUUGGGUACUUCGGUGGUAGUGCUAUCUCCCUCCUGGUGAGGGAUCCUGAGCUUGUGAAACAUGUUCUAGUGACCGAUUUCCAGUGUUUUUAUCCGAGAGGGUUGAAUACUCAUAAGACAGUGAUAGAGCCGAUGAUGAAGAACCUGUUCUUUGCGGACGGAGAUCUGUGGAAGCUGCUGCGGCAGAGGAUGACGCCAGCGUUCACGUCCGGCAAGCUGAAGGCGAUGUUCCCCCUGAUCGUGGAGAGGACUGAGCGGCUGCAGCGCUCCGCCGCCGCCAAGCUAGGUUCAGAAGUAGACGUGCGCGACCUCAUGGCGCGCUACACCACCGACUUCAUCGGCGCCUGCGGCUUCGGCAUGGACACAGACUCCAUCACCGACGACAAAUCCCCGUUCCGAGAUCUGGGAAAGCGUAUUUUUACUCCAACCCUAAGAGCGGCUAUCUGUUCGUUUCUAAAGUGGACUUUCCCAGAAACGUUCAAGCAUUUGCACAUAACAGCCUCUGAUGUCACGAGAGAUACGAUUGAUUUGGUGAAAACCAUCAUGCAGGAGAGGAAUUACAAGCCUGUCGGGAGAAACGACUUUAUAGAUUUGCUUUUUGAGUUGAGAGCGAAGGGGGUUAUGGUUGGCGAGUCUCUGGAGAAGAGGAAUGCUGAUGGGACGCCGAAGACGGUAGAGUUGGAGUUGGACGAGCUGCUGAUGGCGGCGCAGGUGUUCGUGUUCUUCGCGGCAGGGUUCGAGACGUCCUCGUCGGCGACCAGCUACACGCUGCACCAGCUCGCCCUGCACCCUGACCAGCAGGCCAAGUGCCAGCAGGAGAUUGACGAAGUGCUUGCACGACAUGACGGGAAGUUAUGCUACGAUGCUGUCAAAGAGAUGAAGUACCUACACAUGUGUUUUAAGGAAGGCAUGCGAAUGUUCCCGUCUCUAGGCUUCCUCAUCCGACAAUGCGUGAGGCCGUACACGUUCCCGGGGACCGACGUGACCAUCGACGGCGGCGUGUACGUGCUGGUCUCCGUGCAGGGUUUGCAUAACGACGAGCAGUACUUCAAGGAUCCGGCGCAGUUCCGGCCGGAGCGGUUCGCCGAGGGGGCGCCCUCUAUACCUAACCACGUGUACCUCCCGUUUGGAGAAGGACCUAGAGCGUGUAUAGGUGGAGAUCUGUGGAAGCUGCUGCGGCAGAGGCUGACGCCGGCUUUCACGUCCGGGAAGCUGAAGGCGAUGUUCCCUCUGAUCGUGGAGAGGACUGAGCGGCUGCAGCGCUCCGCCGCCGCCAAGCUGGGUUCAGAAGUAGACGUGCGCGACCUCAUGGCGCGCUACACCACCGACUUCAUCGGCGCCUGCGGCUUCGGCAUCGACACCGACUCCAUCAAUGACGACACGUCGACUUUCCGCCAACUCGGUAAAAGCAUUUUCAACCCAACAAAAAAACAUUUCAUCAUUUCCGCACUAAAGUGGAUAUUCCCAGAAAAACUUAAGCAUUAUCGUCUAUUACCGUUACAUAUUGAACAAGCUACGCUUGCCUUGGUGAAAGGGAUUAUGAUGAAAAGAAAUUACAAGCCCUCGGCCAGAAAUGACUUUAUUGAUCUGCUUUUGGAGUUAAGAGAGAAAGGGACUAUUGUUGGAGAAUCGUUGGAAAGCAGAAAUGAUGACGGGCCACAGACAGCUCAGUUGGAAAUGGACGAGGUCCUGAUGGCGGCGCAGGUGUUCGUGUUCUUCGCGGCAGGGUUCGAGACGUCCUCGUCGGCGACCAGCUACACGCUGCAUCAGCUGGCGAUGAACCCUGACCAGCAGGUCAAGUGCCAGCAGGAGAUCGACAAUGUACUCGCCAGAUAUGACGGAAAACUUUGCUACGACGCCGUCAAAGAGAUGAAGUACUUAGAAAUGUGUUUCAAAGAAGGCAUGCGAAUGCUUCCAUCUUUAGGCUUCCUCAUCCGCCAGUGCGUAAGACCGUACACCUUCCCCGGCACCGACGUGAGCAUAGACGCCGGUGUGUACGUGCUGGUGUCCACACAGGGCCUGCACAACGACGAGCAGUACUUUGGGGCCCCGGACCAGUUCCACCCGGAGCGGUUUAGUGAAGGCGCAAACAUCCCUAAACAUGUUUAUCUGCCUUUCGGGGAAGGACCACGGGCUUGCAUAGGUGAGCGUCUGGGGCUGAUGCAGUCGCUGGCGGGGCUGGCGGCGCUGCUGCGCCAGUGCUCAGUGGCGCCAUCUGCCGGCACCCGCGCGCCCCGCGUCGACCCUGCUUCUUUCAUAGUUCAGAACAUAGAUGGCGGACUACCGCUCUCAUUGGUGUCCCGCAAGAUCCAAUCAGAUGUUCAUGUGAAGUAAUUUU